GAUGUUUCCUAUCUGUAACCCAUUGGUUUAAGUAAAUGAACUGUCGAUAAAAUGUACGGUUUUGGGGGUUUAGUUGAUAGUGUAUAAACGCAAUGCUUCAUCAAGUAUAGUCAUAUUAAUAUUCAUAGGAUAUCAUUUUUAUAUGUUUAAACAUAUGUUUAUCUCUGAAUGCGGAUAUAUAUGGUUAUAGCUGUUAUCUCUAAGGAAUUUGUGUCUCGCAAUAAAAUCAAGUAACCAUUGAGUUAUAUAUACGAGGGUUUUAUUUAAACAAAAUAUUCUCAAGAUGUUUAUCACAUGAAUUUCCAGUUUGGAAUAAUACUGAAAAAUAUCAGAUCAUUAAAUUCUGCGUGUGAGAACAGUGAUAUUUAUAGAUAUAAUAUAAGAUGUUGGAUAUGCAAGAGUUUACUGAACUAUCUUCAACACCUGUCAUGACUGCAUGUAAACACCAGUCAAAGUAAAAUAUGUCCGAAGAAGAAGAUUAUGACCCGAAUGCUGGUGUUCCGCUCUGGGUUAACAUUUUAGUUCCUAUUCUCUCUGGACUUCUUUUUGUCGCUGUCCUCGUUAUUCUGUUCCAUACAAAGAAAGAAGUUCCGCUUGAAACAAUUGAAGACUGGGUUGAGAAGAUCCCCAUCCUUAACAGAUACCUUUCACCUGACUGGCAAAACAGCGAAGAUGAAACUACAGCAAAGACAAAAUCUACAGCAAGAAUAAAAACUACAGACAAGACAAGAGUCUCGCAUAAGUCGUAUUUAAACGAAAGGUCAUCAAUACGCAAAUCCUUAAGUCAUAGUGAUAUUAGAAGGUAUGACUCAAUCUCAAGCAUAAGAACUCGUGACAAUACAUUUUCAAGUAGAGAUCUUCAAAAUCCGACAGAGAGACCAUAUUUUUACGCCAGUCAAGGGACGCUACUGAGUUUUGAAAGCAAUGUGUGACAUGAAUUUUAGCUGACAAAAUAUGUAGAGAUUAUUCACUGUUCUAAGUGACAUUCCUCCACAAAAUAAUAAUGGCGACCAAAACAAAAAUGACUAACAAAAUUAUUAACUUUUAUUCCCUACUCGUCAAACUCAUGCACUGGCAGAUGAUCUGAUGUCUACACUGGAUAUCACGAAACAUGAAAGCAGACCUUGCGUCUCCAACAUUUAGGGUUUUCUAAUGCUGUGUUUCUUUUUCUCAAGUUGUAUUCGGUGUGAAAAACGUUUAUUUGCUAACGGUUUCUCUAAUAACAAUAGGCUUUGAAAGUGAGCAGCAGGAAUCCUGACCAGACUUCGCGGAUGCGCAGGCUGGUCUGGAUCCAUGCUGGUCGCAAAGCCACUAUGUUGGUUUUCUCAUGGCGCGGCUCAAAUGAAAAAGCGUAGUCGGGCCUCGCCUGGAGAAAUGCCUUAAGAAAGACAUUAAAUAUAGUCUAGAAAUUGAUUUCCAAGUCCUUCACAUAACCAAAAAUGAUUUUACAAAAUUUACAAAAUUUAUAACAGUUUUGUUUUUUCUAGUUUGUGACCGCAAGGAGUGACAACUCUGACUUACAGACAGAGAUAUCUAUUACAAUGUAGUUUACUCCCUUUGCAAUAACACAAUUGUGGGUAGGGGGUGGG
Mercenaria mercenaria is the source of this 1589-nucleotide messenger RNA. RefSeq lists its product as uncharacterized. NCBI's taxonomy places the organism in Eukaryota, Metazoa, Mollusca, Bivalvia, Venerida, Veneridae. Bases 462 to 932 code for a protein of 156 amino acids. The record is from RefSeq and is a predicted model, not a curated record. The transcript is spliced from 3 exons.